UUCCUGAAACGGCGUUUGCCAUAAUGUUUACGUAAAAACGUGUUUUGUAAAUAAGCUGCUGUUAAAUGUAGUAAACUAUUUUUUAAGAGCCAACUUAAAAUUUCUCAGUCCUCGGUGUAAUGAACAGCACGACCAAAUUCAGUAGUAACAAACUAACCAUUUCUGUGGUGUUAUACACUUUUUUGUUGUACGAGAAACUGUCGUGUUUCGUGUUGGAAAAAUGCAGCGACGACACCAAAUGCAACGGAGGAGCAAGAUAUGUGGUCUGCGGAAUUUGCGGGUACUCCAAGGUAGUUUCCACCAACAUCUGUCUUCGACCAUUCCGAAACUUGUACGACGAUAUCCACGGCGGGGCUUGUAAAAGGAUUGAAGACCAUUGCAAAAGGUGGCCUUGCGACUCGCGCGGCACCUCCCGGUCCUACGAAGGAUAUGGACUCUGCAGAUGCCAAUGUAAAAAUAAUCACUACGGCAGUUUUUGUGCGAAUUCAGGGAGUUUGGAUUGGUCGACGAUUUUUCGAGGAAAAAAGUACACGAGUGGCGUACAGGUGCUGGUGGAAUUAGUGGUUUCCAUAGACACGUUCGUGACCGUGUUCGUGAUGGCUCAGAGCGUAAACAUUAACACCACGAAAGUGAUACUGUCGUCCGGCGAUGGGAUGCUCUUCAUGGAGGCCGACAGAUCUGUCAUCAACAAAGAGAGCUCGGCAGGCAAUGACGAAGCUUAUUGCUACAAAAGAAUGCAGCAGAGUCCAAUCUGUAAAUACUUCUCAAUGUCUAAAUGUGUUUUAGAAGUGGCCGCAGCAUACGAACUAAGGAUAAAAUAUCCUUAUCAAGGAAUUAAGGAUAGAAAUGAUAUAAUCCAACUGCGUGAUGUUGCACGGGGUUAUGUGACCAGUCUGUUUGCCGAUAUAUACGAUAAAAGUCUGUAUCUAUUUACUGUUCAUCAAACCGUCCUUGUUUUGUAUCCUCGAGAGAAUCUUCCCUGCAUUCCUACGAUAGUGAUAGAAAACUGUAAGAAACGUUUCGACGGCCGUAGAAUUCAUGGAGGGAGUAUCACUUUAUCGUUGAGGAGUAGUGUAUAUAUACUGAGAGAAGGCACAAGCAGAUCUGACAGCGCAUUUCGUGUUAACAGUGGUUGCCCAGAAGCUCACAAUUAUAUGUGGGAGGCAUGGAGAAUCAUCCCGAACCUUAACAUGGAGGAGGAGGCGGCGAACUAUACAGCCACCAGUUUCAACUGGCAUCUCAAACCCAAUCGUAUGUUCCCCGGGAUAUACAUGAUCAAGCUGUCAGUUUCCAGCCAUCUCAGGAAUUUCGCUGUGUGCUAUCUCGAGAUUGUCGAGGGAAAUUAUCCGAGUUCAAGAAAGCCACUCCUCAAACACCGAGGUCGCCACAGAUAUAGGACACGAAAAAAGGAAAGAUAUCCUUUUUUCAGAAUGGAACCGGAUACUGACUAAAAUCUCAUCUGAGCGAAGCCAUUCAGGGCUAUUUCGAACUCGAAACCCGAUGGACUGCAAUUAGUGGUCCAGCAUUAUAGAAGCUUUUGGAAAUGUAAAUAAAGAAAUUGUGAACAUUAGUACUUUCUCUAAUCCAA
Messenger RNA from Homalodisca vitripennis (glassy-winged sharpshooter), 1588 nucleotides. RefSeq lists its product as uncharacterized. The record is from RefSeq and is a predicted model, not a curated record. Lineage: Eukaryota; Metazoa; Arthropoda; Insecta; Hemiptera; Cicadellidae. The transcript is spliced from 7 exons. The coding region runs from base 120 to 1451 and encodes 443 amino acids.